Molecule: messenger RNA, 795 nt
Organism: Leptosia nina
Lineage: Eukaryota; Metazoa; Arthropoda; Insecta; Lepidoptera; Pieridae
Source: the annotation of a GenBank genome assembly
AUGAAAUCGUGCCUCAUAGCCGUGUCAUUUAUCUUGUCAGUGGGUUGCUACAAGAAUAAAUUCCUGUCGCAAAACUUAGAUUCGGAGCCCUCUCUAUCGAUCCUCUACGCGCGCGACAAGAAAAGUGACGUGGUGACAAAUGAAUGCCUUAUGGAAAUGUACCCGAAGAACCUCUACAAGUACCCCUUGCAUAUAGACAGGAACGACGUGUCCUGCAUCAUACACUGUGUGCUAAAGAAGUUCGGUAUUAUGACCAACGAUGGAGUGAUCAACAUACACAACUACUAUCGCCGAGUGCAGGCCAUACAUAGAUACGAUCCGAGAGUUUUAAUAUCUGACGUAGGAGAAACCUGCGCUCAGAAUAUCAAUGGAAUGAAUUUAGAUCACGAUGUAUGUAAAAAGGCAAAAGUGUUCAAUGAUUGUACGCAACUCGGGACGUACUCUCGUAUAUCAGUAAUGUAUGCACAUGAUAAGACUUCGGAUCUAAUAGCAGAACAGUGCUUAACAGAAAUGUAUCCGAAGGGAAAGAAAGUGGAUCUGCAAGAAUCUGACGAAUCUUGCAUAAUCUUCUGCGUCCUGAAGAAGUUUGGUAUCAUGAACGUCAAUGGACAGAUCAAUUUAGAUAUUUAUAGAAAAAGAGUGCAAAUCGCCCAUCAGCUAGACAACAGGAGUGUGAUGGGUGAUAAUGGCGCAUCUUGCGUGGAGAGUGCAGAGGCGACUCAACAUAAACAAGACGUGUGCAAGAAGGCGAAGGUUUUUAAUGACUGUACGCAUCUAUACCGAAUCCUGCUUUAA